Xenopus tropicalis (tropical clawed frog) is the source of this 4856-nucleotide messenger RNA. It is a transcript of the gene sh3tc1, whose product is annotated as SH3 domain and tetratricopeptide repeats 1. The coding region runs from base 195 to 4304 and encodes 1369 amino acids. The transcript has 18 exons. Lineage: Eukaryota; Metazoa; Chordata; Amphibia; Anura; Pipidae. The record is from RefSeq and is a predicted model, not a curated record.
CUACAGAACCAAUAAAAGUGGGGACACCAGCUAGAGAGUUGGCGUUUGCUGCAGUUUUUCUUGAGACCGUUCUGCCUACAGUGAGCAUCAGCUGAUCCCAGUUGUCCUGGACUGACAGAGCCUACAACAACUUUUAUCAUUGUCCGAGUAGUUCAUCUGUUGGGUACAAUGCAGAUGAUGUAAAAGGUGAAAAGAUGGAGGCGACAGAUGCCAGUGCCAGCGGUUAUCAUUCUAGGGUUUAUAAACUCCAUCCUAUAGAGGAGAAUGAAUGUGAGUCGGAAACAGCAGCUUUGAAGCCACCAGAGUCAACUCAUUGGACAGAGAGAACGAUACAAGCGGUGCGAUUGGACGAUAUCAUUGUGGAGAAUAUGAAGGAGCCCCCAGCUGUACAGCCGGCCAAUAAUUCUAAAUCUAUUAUUUCUUCUGCCAAAAAGGCGAUUUCUGCCCUAGGACCCAGUGGUCAACCUAUAAUUACAGACUUUGUGCACAUUAAUGACUGCUUGAAAAACAGUUCCGAAAAAUGUAGCGAACAAACGGAAACACUUAUUUCGGAUCUCUGCAUUCACCUUGUUAUGGUCAGAAAUGGAGUUCCCGAUCCACAUCUGCAAGGGGAACUCAGGAACAGACUUCGGCUGCUGGAAAAUGAUAAUAAAGAGGUUGUGUCCGUGUUUAGUGAGUUGUCUGCUCGUUUGCUGUCCAUUGAGAGUGAUAAGGAUGUCAUCAACGUGACUUUCAAAACCUUUGAAGAAAUAUGGAAGUUUUCCACUUAUUAUACACUAGGUUUCCUAAAUCACUGCCUGGAGAACAUGUUUUUAGGCCAGUCAUUUUGGCUGUCUUCCCCAGAAGAAGAAGAUGCUGGCCUUCAAGUCUGUGUCAAGGAGGAAUCAUUAAAUCUCAUUUAUAGAAACCUCUUAAUGGAGGAAGAAACUGUGGCUGUUUUGUGUGCUGACAACCUUACCAGACAGGCUGCAGUCGUUGAUAAUGCACUACAUGUGAUAUAUUCAGACCCACCUAAUGAGGAAUUUACAGUUGGAUGGUCACAUGACAAAAAUUCCAUGGAGGAAAGCAAAGCUCCAAGCAAAAAUCUCCAAUUUGAACCUUUAUGUCCAUUUCAUCAAUGGUUCCUUAAGACUAACUCCUUAUCCAAGCUCUCUGACUUUAUUUCCUUAGAGCAGAAAAAUAAAAUUGCCGUCGGCUGGACUGAAGCAACAGUUAGUUACGAAAGUGCUGCCCCUGAUGAAAUAACCUAUUGCAGUGGGGAUAUUAUUGAAAUAAUAGGCACUUUUAUUGAAUCUUUAAAGUGGUUUGUUGGAAGAAACCUGACGACCAGCCAGGUUGGCUUUGUGAAGACGAGUAAUGUCAAACCCUAUGCAUCAGAACAAAGGAAAGAACAUUUUACACUUCCAGUAAGUGAAGAAGAAAAAAUAUUUGGCAAAAGAGAGAGUGAUUUCACUUUGGAGGAUGCAAAGGACUUACUGCACAGAAUAUCAAAUUCCGAUGUCUGUAGUGUCUAUAGAGUUGAUGAACUUGACAUUCUAAGGGCACCCCAAAGCAAAGAAAUAACAUCCGCCAUCACUAACGCCGAAGAUGACCCAUGGAAACCAAAGCUGGAGGCUUUCUUACAGAAUAAUAAAGAAUGCUGUCCUUCCGAAGAAGCCAGUGAGCCAGAACAUGGAACAGAUAACCUUUCUAUAGAAAAGAGGGGUGCAACUUGUGAAGAUAGUGAUUUCCCAAACUUCAAUAUCUCUGAGGAACCAGAGAAGAAUGAAGGAUUUCAGAUGUUACUUUUAUUCUUAAACAGUGAGAAAUAUCUCCCAGGAUUUAGAUGUAUCUACGAUGUCUCAUAUGGGUUUUUAAAUGCAUUAUUCCAUGGAUACAAAGAGGAAGAAGAACUGGUCCGGUAUCUGAGCAUGGCGAGGGAAUCUGCAAAGAAAGCAAGCAUGACGUUGGCUUUGACCAGGAUCUGUUUUCUUCUGGGCAGACUAUGUACUAAACGGCACAAAUUCUCCCAAGCUAGGGUUUAUUUUGAAGAAGCCAUUGGGGUUCUAAACGGAGAUUUUAGAGACAUUUAUCUCACUAGUGCAAUCUACAUGAACUUGACUGCCAUUUAUUUAAAACAGAAGAACAAUGAGAAAUGCAGCCAAAUGAUUGACAAGGCCGCCAGUCUUCUUAUAGGAUUACAAAGCCAUAUUAGUAGUACAGAGAUGGAAUCCGUCAUACUCAGAUAUGCUUUGAAGACCUCAAUCCUCAACCAAGACCUGUUUAGUGAAACAAGGUCGUGUCUGCUUUUAGGGCAAAUGUAUACUCGCAGCAGGCAGUUCGACGAGGCCUUGCCUUUUAUAGAGCGCUUGCAGGUUUUAAUUAAUAAAACGGAUUCCAGCGAGUGGUGCUUACCAGGAUACUAUUUUCAGCUUGCAGAUAUUUACAGUCACAAAUGUUUGCCACACAUAGCACUGAGCUGUAUAAAAGUGGCUUCUCGUGGAUCAUGCAGUUUCACUGAUUCAUUGAGGAAAGUGGACUUUAUCAUUGGAAAUGUGCCCCAACUUUGUGGGAUCAAGGGAGGGCGAUUGUCCUUCCCCACUCAGAUUUCCUACUACCUGAGGCAAGCGCUUGCAUCUGCAGUCACCGACCAAGAGCAGAUCCUCUCUGCAACUAUAUACCGCAGCUUAUGCCAACUAUGCACUCAGCAUAAAGAGUAUAAAAAGGCUAAAUUGUAUAUAUUAAAGGCCCUAGACCCUGGUGUUUGUUCUGAUAUGAAAUCCAGAGUGGAUAUAAUGAUUUCCCUUGGCUGGCUUUGUAUACUUGAUGGAGAAUAUACCACAGCGCUAGGUAUUCUGGAUACAGUUAUAAAGUCGUGCCAUUGCUCAUCAGUCCAACUGGGAAUCAUAUACAAUCUCAGCGCUAUAGCCUUCAAACAAACAAAUAGAAUUAAAGAAGCAGCCGAGCAUUACUUCAAAGCCUUGGUGAUUUCAAAGGAGACGGGCAUUUUGCAAAACCAAGCCGCAGCACUGGCCAAUUUUGGGACCUUAUUCCUGCAUCUGGGAGCCAACUAUCUGGCAGAGCACUUCUUAGUAAAAGCCGUAGCUAUUUACUCAAGGCUUCCAAACCUGGAGAACGGGGUUGACUUUAUCCAUCUGCUACUUAUACUUGGACACUAUUACAUCAAUGGAGACCAAAACGAAAGAGGACGGUUUUAUUACGAGUGGGCAUUCCUUGUGGCAAUGGAAAUAAAUCACUUGGAAAGCCAGCUCCAAGCAGUUCAGUCACUGUGCCAUUUCUACACCACCUCUGAAAUAAAUGAAGCUCAGUGUAUCAUCUACAAUGAAUAUCAGCUUUCGUUGGCAAGAAAAAUGUCCGACAAAGACCUAGAGGGACAGGUGCUGGAAACCAUAAGUCACCUGUAUUUAUCCUUAGGCACAGAAAGAGCCUGCCGAUCAGCGCUGGAAUACACCAAACGAAGUCUUGGGAUUUUUAUUGAUCUCCAAAAAAAAGAGAAGGAGGCUUAUGCCUGGCUGUUGUCAGGGAAGAUCUACUAUAUCCUGGGCCAGAAUGAACUGGUGGAUCUCUAUAUUCAGGUAGCCCAGAAUGUGGCCAUGUGUACAGGAGAGGCAGAACUUGGCAUGCAGCUGUUUGAGGCGGCAGGAGAUAUAUUUUUCAGUGGAACCCAUGACCGAGAUAAAGCAGUGUCAUUCUACAGGGACUGUGCACUCCCGCUUGCUGUGAAGACCGUGAAUGUUAAAGCAGAGCUUCGCCUGUGCAACAAACUGGCCGAGUUAUUGAUGAAUAUAAAUAGCUAUGAGGAUGCGUUGGAGCCAGCCAAGAUGGCCCUGGAGCUCAGUGUGAGUUUAGGAAAUCAGCUGAAUGAGAGAGUGUCGUACCACAGGCUCGCUGGCAUCUAUAGGCAAUUGGGUCAUAGUGAGCUGGCGGAACACUUCUACCUGAAGGCGCUGUCACUUUGCCCCUCCCCCAUGGAACUGGAAGAGGAAGCUGUGUACUACAUGAAGGUCUACUUUAUCCUGGGGGACAUUAUAUUCUAUGACCUGAAGGAUCCUUUUGAUGCGGCGGGAUAUUACAAUCUUGCGCUGGCAGCGGCUAUGGAUCUGGGUAACAAAAAGUCCCAGCUGCAGAUCUACACCCGGCUGGCCACCAUUUAUCACAACUUUCUAGUCGAUCGGGAAAAGUCUCUUUUCUUUUAUCAGAAAGCCAGGAGCUUCGCGUCAGAGCUGAAUGUUCGGAGAAUGACUUUACCCUCAGGGCAGUAUAAUCGGGCGCCCACUCGUACCUGUGUUACAUCGACUGUGUGAAUACAGAACACAAGCACCGAUACGGCCGCCACUUGGUGAGGAGAAGACAAAAGCAAAGGGGACAACAUUAAGACAAUGAAACUGGCUAAAGUCAUGGUUUAUUGCAACAAGAAAGUAAUAAUGGAAACAUCAAAGUGAAUUAUGACAUUUUCAGCCCUGUCCAACCGUAUUCGCUUUCAGUGGCUUAUUAAGCCUUAUCCAGUUGAAAAAGAAGAAAUGCACAAUACUAUAGGGCCAUUAUACCCUCCAGUUGUCCUGCUCAAUUGUCCUUGCCAGGGAUUGGCCAAGCUAGCAGAAUUUCACUUUGUCCUGCCUCCUGGGCUACUAGGCCAUACCCCCUCUGACUAGGAUUAAGGAUUAUUGCACGCUUUUCUAUAUAUAUUCUUGGAAACAGAAAGAUGUACUGUGAAUAAACGUUGGGAGUCUAUAAAAAGAGGAAAACUAUAUACCUAUUAUGUAAUAAUUGAAUGUAUAGAAACAUUUAUAUAUGGCGCAAUUGAUAUAUACUAUUGCUAUAAACUGGGCAGGCUGGUUAGCCCCCUGAAAAAAAGA